Molecule: messenger RNA, 645 nt
Organism: Saprolegnia parasitica CBS 223.65
Lineage: Eukaryota; Oomycota; Saprolegniomycetes; Saprolegniales; Saprolegniaceae
Product: serine/threonine protein kinase
Exons: 2
Coding region: 1-645 (214 amino acids)
Biological process (GO): protein phosphorylation
Molecular function (GO): protein kinase activity; ATP binding
Source: RefSeq, a predicted model, not a curated record
AUGGCGAGCCCAUAUCUUGUCCACAUCCUCGGCUGUACGUGGGUUCGGCGCUUCGACUUGGCGCUCGUCAAGGAGUACAUGGCAGGCGGCGACCUCCGAUCGCUCUAUCAGCGGCAGCGGCUCGACGUACCCACGCAGCUUCGCAUCGCGAAGGACAUUGCCAUGGGAUUGCGGCAUCUGCACACGCUCUCGCUGCGACACACCCGGCUCUCGUCGUCGCACGUGCUUGUCGACUUGAACGGCCACGCCAAGCUCAUCGGUCAUGGCCUCGACGGCAGCGGCGACGAGCUUUUCUUGGGCUCCGAGCGCUUCCGCUGGAUCGCGCCGGAGGUGCUGCACGGCGAAUGCGUGACCGAGGCGGCAGAUGUGUAUGCGUUCGGGACGCUCCUCUGGGAGAUGGACCAGCACGACGCACCCUUCGCCGCCUACCAAGAUGCACAAGGAUGGACGUCGGCGCAGAUGAUGGAGAAGGUCCGGCGCAACCGACGGCUCCCGCUGCCCUUCUCGGCCACGUGCCCCCAUACGAUGCGCGAUGUGGCGCUGCAGUGCAUGUCGUUCGACCCAAGAGAUCGCAUGAGUGCCCUCGACAUGAGCCUUCGCCUCGAUUCUCUCACCAUAAAUGAUGAUCCCUGCUACUCGGUAUAG